Nyctereutes procyonoides (raccoon dog) is the source of this 1598-nucleotide messenger RNA. RefSeq names its product keratin-associated protein 5-5-like. The record is from RefSeq and is a predicted model, not a curated record. The transcript has a single exon. NCBI's taxonomy places the organism in Eukaryota, Metazoa, Chordata, Mammalia, Carnivora, Canidae. The annotation marks the transcript as partial.
UCCACCCACCAGAACCAUGAGCUGCUGUGGCUGCUCGGGGGCUGUGGCUCCAGCUGCUGUGUGCCUGUCUGCUGCUGCAAGCCCGUGUGCUGCUGUGUGCCGGCCUGUCCCUGCUCUAGCUGUGGGUCCUGCGGGGGCUCCAAGGGGGGCUGUGGGUCCUGCGGGGGCUCCAAGGGGGCUGUGGGUCCUGUGGGGCUCCAAGGGGGCUGUGGGUCCUGCGGGGGCUCUAAGGGGGGCUGUGGGUCCUGUGGGGGCUCCAAGGGGGGCUGUGGAUCAUCCUGCUGCCAGUCUAGCUGCUGUAAGCCCUGCUGCUGUGAGUCCUGCUGCUGCAAACCCUGCUGCUCCCAGUCCUGCUGCUGCAAACCCUGCUGCUCCCAGUCCUGUUGCUGCAAACCCUGCUGCUCCCAGUCCUGCUGCUGCAAACCCUGCUGCUCCCAGUCCUGCUGUUGCAAACCCUGCUGCUGUGAGUCCAGCUGCUGCAAGCCCUGUUGCUCCCAGUCCAGCUGCUGCAAACCCUGCUGCUCCCAGUCCUGUUGCUGCAAACCCUGCUGCUGCCAGUCCAGCUGCUGCAAACCCUGCUGCUCCCAGUCCAGCUGCUGUGUCCCUGUUUGCUGCCAGUGCAAGAUUUGAUUCUUUAGCACAUGCACCCCCUGGCUACAGAUCUAAUGCCCAGGACAGAGUUCAGUGCUCCAUCUCAAACCCCUGAAUCACAGCCCUGGCCUGCUUUUUCUUGGAAUGGGAAGCAGGAAUGUUUAGGGCAGAAAUAGCUUGCUCACACCCCCCAAGAGGGGCCUGUCCCCCUUACCAUCUGGUCAUCUCCUCCAGAAAGGCUCUCAACAGCCUCCAUUCCCAGGUUACCACGGUCUGCCAGGAUACUCUGAUCUCUUCUCCCCCGGCCCCAGUCCAGCACCCAGGCAUCUCCCUGAGGGAAGCUCCUGAUGCCACAUGCUAAUUCCCUGUCUCUUAUAGUCUGUGCAUUCUGAGCUUCUUGACCUUGUCAGACCUUUAAAUAAACAUACCCAUUCCCCACAAGUCCUAGUGAUUCUUUCUUCCUGCUUCUGUUAAUCUCCCACUUCUGUCCUCUCCCUGGAGUGUUAUCCUCCUUUGGACUUCCUGAGUCCCACCAGGGUAUCCAGUAACCCUGUGCCCCAUGCAACACGGUGUGCUUAGUGCCCACUGCAUGCACCCCAUGAAGAACUGGAGCCCAGGCGAGAACAGGACAUGACACCCACCCAGAGGUGCACCUGCCCAGAGGCGACCAGGACUGUGGUGCUGGAGGACAACAAAGGUCCAGGCAGCCACCAGGGCAACAGGACACCACUGGGGUGAGGGGUAGAGACUAGCCAGGGCAAAGGGAGUGGGGACCAGCCAAUACUUUUGAGUAGUUUGGGGUAGACCAUUGGACUGGGGAGCAGAUGGGAAGACGAGGCUGCCCCCCUUUGUUUCUGAGUCAGGGAACUCAAAGUGACCUUCCCUAUUGGUCUUAGAUAUCAUUUUGAAUAAAUAACACAGGAUAACAUCAGAAUGAUUUAAUGGCUUGCUAUUUGUUCUAAGGGGAUUUAUGUUUUCAAAUCUUAAUAAAGCAAACAGAAAUGCCA